CCCGGCUCGACAUGUUGCGAAUCUGUUAAUAAACGAUAAAAUUUAAAAACGCUCCCAGGCACUACUAUCGAGAUUUCAAAUCUGAAUCCCUACCUCGACGCCGGCAGAGCUAUGGCUUGCCGGCGUCGGGAUAUCCUUUUCUUUCCUAGCUUCUCACUCUCAUCUUUCUUUCAUCGUUUCUAGGUUUUGUCCCAUGUUUGGCCUUUGUCUCAAUCAUCUGGAAACCUCACUCUUUGGAUAAUUUUGGAGGAAGAUUCAAGCUUUAGCGUCGGUGGAAGAAGGAGAUCAAGGAGGCGAUCUAAUGCAGUUCCCCUCCCUUCUUUCCAUAUGUCCAAAAGUUUACUGCCAAAAUCUAUCCAAGAGGAACCAUCUCCUUUGAGAAGCGCUUUAUUCAUCAAAUCCGAGAUCUACCUCGUUGUGCUUCUAACCACUACUAGUUCUAAAUCUGCCUUGACUUCCCUGAAAGUAUAUCAUCACCAAAACUCAAGACCGGCAAGACCGCCACUUCCCCAUAUGCUCCAACCAGAUCAUCCAUGGCUCAGGUGCAAGCUACUGGAAAACCUAUGGUGGUGGAAGACUCUUGGACUGGCUGUGUCUGCGCCGUCGACGGUGAAAGCAAGGCUACCGUAUUGCAAAACCCUAAUCUGGAUUGUGACCUCUUUUAUUGGGCUAGGCCCACGAAGUCAUCCACCUUUAGGCCUCAGUCUAACUUUCCAUCAUUUAAAGACCAACUUAAAAGGUAAUGGCUCUAUUCUAACAAACCUAAAGUCUAUUUACAUGACUAUUUUCAAAGCCCAUCUACCAAUUGAGUCCAGCUCCAGUUAUGGUAUAACACUAUCAAGCCCAAUAUUGUUGAUGUUUAUUAAGUCUGUUUUACUUGGCCGAAGACUCCUUGUUAAAAGACUAACGACAACUCCAGUUUGGUCGGAUAGUUACUUUUGGCAAGGUCUGAUGGAUUCUCACCAAUCACCUGUAGUUUCGAACAUAGGGUCUAUCUUAUUGUCUCAGUGCAAAUCCGACUACAAGCUUUGUGUGGAAUUCCUUAACCUCCAUGGCCGAUGGCUUCAUGUGAGGGAGGACCCACCUGCUCUGUUACGGUAUUGCUUUUACCUCCUCAAGUAUACCCUUCGGACAAUCCCAACCCCCACCCUUCCCCUCUCACCUAAUGAUUGUAAGCUUGGGUCUGUAUUAUUAUUUUGGUGUGUAACCGGCUACAAGCUUUGUGUGGAAUUCCUUAACCUCCAUGGCCGAUGGCUUCAUGUGAGGGAGGACCCACCUGCUUUGUUACGGUAUUACACAUAUCACUUGCGUUUCCUGCUUGUUGUUUCACCCAAUGCCCUGAGAUUUGAGUCUAACAGUGUGGAAAACCUUGAACAUGUGUUCUUGUUUAGUCUCUUGUUGGCGAGUUACCUACCAUGUAUCUCCCUUGUGGAGAACCUUUCUAAAAGCUCAUAUGCAUGUUUUGCGAGAGCUGUCUAUGAUCACUUGUUGGUCGAGGAAUUCGAGAAGUCUGCCUUCAUGUUCGAUUCCGCUUUGGUCCCAAAAGAUCUUUCAAGCAUUGCAAGUCUUUCAAAGUCAAGCACCAUCUUGAAAAACUCAUGGAACCACUAUCUCUAUUUGCUUUGUAUUUCUCUAACUUCAAUUUGUAUGAACUCCCCUCCUUUUGAGGGUUUAAGUUAAUGAAAUCCUUGUUUGACCAAAAAAAAAAAGACACCCGGCUCUAAUUUGACCUUAUUAAAUUAAACAUGUUCAAACAACUUCAUC
Molecule: messenger RNA, 1764 nt
Organism: Camelina sativa (false flax)
Lineage: Eukaryota; Viridiplantae; Streptophyta; Magnoliopsida; Brassicales; Brassicaceae
Source: RefSeq, a predicted model, not a curated record